AUGUCCUCUCAAGUCCUCUUCAGCGCCAAGGGCCUAGGCAAAAAGAAAGAGGAUGGGUCCUGGCUCUUCCGCAACAUCGAUAUCGAGGUCAAGCAAGGCGUCCUAACCGUCACUGGGCCCUCUGGUGUCGGUAAAUCAACUCUCCUCAAGUGCAUCAAUCAGCUCCUCUCCAUGGACGAGGGCCAAGUUUAUCUCCAAGACAAGACUCCAGAUCAGUGGGGGAUCGCUAACUGGAGAACAAAGGUCAUGUAUAUCCCUCAGCGCACCGCCGUCAUGGAGGGAACGCCUCUUGACUUUUUGGAGGAGGUCAGAAAGUUCAAGACCCACAAGAAAAACGAUAACUAUGACGAUCCUGUUCAGAUCGGACUCGACUGGGGAGUUCGCCCGGAACUUUGGCACAGCAAAUGGAACAGCCUCUCAGGUGGAGAGAUGCAGCGCAUCUCUCUGGCAAUCGCAUGCUCCUUCCGCCCAGAGAUCUUGCUUCUCGAUGAACCAACAUCGGCGCUGGACGAGGAGAGCUGUAACAAAGUUGAAAAGACACUCCGGCAACUCAAUUGCAUCUGGGUCACCCACAACCCUCAACAGGCCAAGCGUGUCUCCUCGGCCGGAACACUCACCAUGCGUGGCGGAGAUGACAGCGAGCCUAGCAGUCCCUUGGGCAUCACUGUCGAGGAGGAUGGUGUCCACGGACAUGGAAAGGGAAACGGAAGUGCCGCUAACAGAAGUAGCAAUGGACAUCAAAAGGGCGAGGCCAGUCGUAGCACCUCCACAUCCCACGCUUCCACAUCUUCAUCGUCCUCCAAGGGCACGCCCGCUGGCAGCGGACAUUAG
Molecule: messenger RNA, 831 nt
Organism: Gamsiella multidivaricata
Lineage: Eukaryota; Fungi; Mortierellomycota; Mortierellomycetes; Mortierellales; Mortierellaceae
Product: P-loop containing nucleoside triphosphate hydrolase protein
Exons: 5
Coding region: 1-831 (276 amino acids)
Molecular function (GO): ATP hydrolysis activity; ATP binding
Source: RefSeq, a predicted model, not a curated record